This is a messenger RNA of Strongylocentrotus purpuratus (purple sea urchin), 1497 nucleotides long. Its product is annotated as neuroligin 4-like. The transcript is spliced from 8 exons. Lineage: Eukaryota; Metazoa; Echinodermata; Echinoidea; Camarodonta; Strongylocentrotidae. Gene Ontology annotation, molecular function: acetylcholinesterase activity. The coding region runs from base 1 to 1299 and encodes 432 amino acids. Gene Ontology annotation, cellular component: plasma membrane. Gene Ontology annotation, biological process: acetylcholine catabolic process; choline metabolic process. The record is from RefSeq and is a predicted model, not a curated record.
AUGCUGGGAUUCUUGAAUACAGGUGACGGAGAACUUCCAGCCAACCUUGGGAUGUUUGAUCAGCGGGAAGCACUCACAUGGGUUCAAGAAAACGUAGCAGCUUUUGGAGGUGAUCCUGCACGGGUUACUAUAUUUGGUGAGAGCGCUGGAGGUACGAGUGUUAAUUUUCAUCUUGUAUCACCGCUUAGUGCUGGACUGUUUAAUGGUGCUAUACUACAGAGUGGGAAUGGCCUCCUUCAAUCGAGACUUGAUACAGAUCUCGUCGACAAGACAUUCAACUUUGGAAGAGGAGUCGGGUGUGACUUCAACAACAGCAAGGAUCUUGUGGACUGUUUGAGAGGAAGAUCAUGGGAAGAAUUGAAAGAUGGAUAUAUGAACUUGUCUCCAGAUACAGUUGAUCGAGCAGUCGGCUGCAUUGUAGAUGGACACUUCUUACCUGAUAAACAUAUCAACCUCAUGCUCAAAGGACAUCUUAACGUUGACAACGUCCUCCGUGGUUCUUUACCCAACGAAGGGGCUUGUUUCUUGGUCUUUGGUCGCCUUGCUUCCACUGAAGACAUCCCACCUCCUGUUUUAACUGUCGAGGAAUUCAAGGCUCAGCUUGUAAGGUUUUUCAAAGUUGAGGACCCACGUCUUCUGGAUACGCUCACCUUCAUGUACUCUGAUUCUGCACAUAUUACAGGGCAAACGGGCGACUACUUCCAGAAGUUGGCAGACAUUUUCACAGAUUUCUUCACUUGCUCCGUCAAUUCAUUCUCCAAUCUGAUGUCAAUCAUGGCAGGAAAGACGGUCUACCUCUUUUCCAUGACACAUAUACCCUCUCACUCGGCCCUGGGUCCUCUGAAAUGGGCAGGAGCAACUCAUGUAGAGGAUAUCCCGUAUGUCUUUGGCAGUCCUCUACUGCGUGAGAGGGAAGAUGGUCCUAAGGGCAUGUCUGGAUUCUUCGAUGGGGCUGAGGAGGCGGCCUUGUCCAGACAGAUUAUGCGAUACUGGUCUAACUUCGCAAAAACAGGGAAUCCCAAUUUAUCAUCUCAAGAUCCAAAGGUAGUCAAUAACCCGCUCGAUCUUGAGGAAUGGCAACCGUUUACAAAUGAACAACCCUACUACAAAGAAUUGGAUUAUGGAUUCCUUACGAGGGAAGGUGUGGUGAAAGCCAAGGAGUGUCACUUCUGGACCUCAGUCUUCCCCAAGAUGGUAGCCCAAUCAUUUGAGCUGUUGAAGCUGAGGGCGAUGUUAGCCGACCAAGUAGCUGCUCAUAGCACUGGAACAUGCGAUGGUGAUUCUUGUACAGAACCCUGAGAGUGAAGCACACUCUUUUGAGAACUAAAUUUGAAAAAGUAUGGAUAAAUGAAGUGCUUUUGGGGGGUUAAUUCUCAUUCUCUUCACAUUACAUUACAUGAAUUUACGAGUUGACAGUGUUGCUCCUUCGACUUCGAGCACCAGGGGAGGGGAACCGUCUCCACAUAAAGGUAAAAUCAACGUGUUUUUACCUGUUUU